Xiphophorus maculatus (southern platyfish) is the source of this 9724-nucleotide messenger RNA. RefSeq names its product microtubule-associated protein 4-like (gene map4l). Gene Ontology annotation, cellular component: neuron projection. The coding region runs from base 131 to 3427 and encodes 1098 amino acids. The transcript has 17 exons. Gene Ontology annotation, biological process: microtubule cytoskeleton organization; neuron projection development. The record is from RefSeq and is a predicted model, not a curated record. Gene Ontology annotation, molecular function: microtubule binding. Lineage: Eukaryota; Metazoa; Chordata; Actinopteri; Cyprinodontiformes; Poeciliidae.
GGGCGUGUUUGUGUCCUGGUACCAGACUGCUCUGCAAGCAGCUGAAAGGAAGAGAGAUUUCCCAUCACACACACACACACACUUGUCUUUACAACAUAAACACACUGCGAGGGACGAAUUCACACGGAGUAUGGACCUGAGUCUGCGAGAUGCUCUGGGUGGAGGUGGAGGCGGGGCUCCAGCUGAGCCCCUGCUUAAGAGAGACUUUGUGGCUUCGCUGGAGAAGGAGAGCUACGACGACAAGGUGGGAGAGACCGUUUCUAAGACCGACUACAGACCCUUGGUGGCUGGAAAGGACACCAAGAGUGGUUCUGGAUUGAUGUCUUCUAUGAUGUCCUCUGUUGGACGCCAGGACCCCCCAGGACAGCCCGCCUUCGGCUCCGACUACCUGUCCGGUCCAGUGAUGGGUGGGAUGACAGGACAAUGGAGCCUGAACAAGACAAAGGACAGCAGCAUGCCUGAUUCAUUUCUAGCAGGAUUCUCUCAGUCUGGGAUGGGUGGGACCAUGGGGUCCGGCCUGCCACCAUUCCAGACCACUAUGACCUCUAGUCUGGGCCACACUGGGAUUAGUCCUGCUAUGGACACCCAGAAGAGCUCCGGGCUGUUUAGUGUGGAGAACAAAACCGCCACUAGCCUCAGCGGAAGCAACACUUUCAAAACCAGCGAUCCGUUUUCGUCCGGUGGCCCAGGAAUCCACUCAAUGGAUCCAUCUGCAGCUCCCGUCCUCUCUCCCAGUGGCUCAAUGGACGACAGCAGUCCCACAUCCUCCAACUCUGAGCCCCCCAGCCCAGAGAGAGUGGGGACAGGGGGAGAGACUGGCAAGCUGCGGCGGCGGAAGAAGAAGAGGAAGGGCAGCGAUGAGGUCUACGACUUCUUGGAUGAGCGGGAGAAUAACACUGGCCGAUCAGACAAGCACAGGAUGCAGGAAGAAGAGGACGACAGAGAUGAGGAGGAGAACUGGGAGCGGGAAAUCAGAGAGAGUGGAGGAGGGGGUAGGGUAAAAGGCAGGAAGACCAAGAGUCGGGCAAGACUUCCAGAGGAGUGGGGCGCACCCCAGCAACCUGUCUCCCCCACACCGGCUACCGUUGCCCCAAGGUUUCCCCUUGACACAGCCCCUGAACAAAUACCUACAAGUUUCACUAACUGCUCCCAUGUUAGCCUUGUAGAAGAUCCAUCUCCACGUGCCUAUGAACCCAUGUGUGUAGUAGAUUACCCUCUGUCUAAUAAAGAUGGGCCAAAGCCAAAUGAAGAAAAAGUUUCAACCAGUAAGCCUGAGGCUAACAGUAGCUUUACCACUAAUACUGCCACUAAAAGUGGGGAUGUUAGUGAAAGUCUAGCGCUACUGACAGGGGACAAUCUGAGCCCAGUCUCCCAGACCUUCUCUUUCCUCGAUUCAGUCCUCCAGACUCCUCCAGGCUCUACCCCUGACUCUCAGACCACGACCCCCAUCACCAACACCCCCUCUGUUGCCACUGUGUCUCUAACUAGGUCCAUUCCUAUGGAAACUGCCAUGCCUGCUUUGCAACCUCCCUCUGCUUUCAACCCUUCUAAAAGCACUCCAGACCCUGCUUUGACUCCUUCCACCAACCCACCACCCCCAGCUCCUGCAACGGUUGCAUCAACCCUCAAUGUCAAUGCUGAGCCUUUUAUCCCCUCAGGCACAUUCAUGUCCUCCACUGCUGCUUCUGCUGUUAGUUCAGCAACAGCAGCGUUACCAGGUACUCCUGCUCCCAUGACCACCACCUCUGCUAGCCUGCUUUGUUCCUCCUCCGCUCCCUUUAAAAAUGAAGCCACCCCCUCCUCAUCAUCAGACACUCCCCAAAAAGGUGUAGGCAUGCCUCUUAGUUCACCCAAUCUUUCUUCCUCCAUCACCCGAGCAGUCCCUCCCUCCUUUCUUGCACACUCAGAGCACCAGGAGUCCUCGUCGACACAGCUUCCCCUUCUGGAAGUGAAAUCUGACAACAAGGAGAAGCAGGAGAAGAUGGACAUCAUCUCUAGCAAGAUGGACAGGAUCAACAACUUGGACAAGAAGGAAAACAACACUGACAAGAACCAGAAGCCAGAGAUGAUCCUCAAAAGUGAGGAAAAGAUGGAGAAGCUGAACAACAAGGCUAGCGAGAAGCCGGAGAAGGUGGACAAGCCGGAGAAGACCAACAAGGAUGAAAAGAAGGAGGAGGAUAAGAAGCUGGCUGAGAAGAAGGAAGAGAAGGGAGGAAAAGGCCCAGCCAAGUCUCCCACAGGCAACGGCAGCAAAACCGUGCCAAGCGCCGACAGCAAGAGCAAGCCUGAUGUGGGUCCAACCAAACAAAACUCAGCCAAAUCGCGUCCAUCCACCCUUUCCACCAAUGAUGUGGCCAACUCUGCCAAACGCCCGUCCCCCACUGCAGCCAAUAAAAAAAGCCCUGUGCCCAAGGCGACCACACCCACCGCUGCAAAACGUCAGCCAACCACAGGCUCGACCAAGGCUGCCAAGACUCCAGAAAAUGGCGGCGCAGAGAAACGCCCACCCGUACCGAAGGCCACGCCCACUCCUCGGCAGGCCCCCAGUAAGAACGGCACCUCUGCAGCAGCUGCGAAUAAAACCACAGCUAGCAAAAGUGACAAGAAUGAGAACAAGACGGGGGAGGCCAAGAAACCCAAAACUACAACGCGUCCUCGCCCCGCAUCCACAGCCACUCCGGCUACCCCAUCUGCCUCCACCAACGGUGAAGGUGCCGCCACCCAUCGCCGCCGCGUCAUCACGAAACCCCCGGUGCCCAAGCAGACCCCUCUAGAGAAGAAACCAGCGGCGCCUCGCCCUCCCCGAACCCCUCGACCCAUCAAUGCUCCGACGCCAGAUCUGAAGAAUGUGCGCUCCAAGAUUGGAUCCAUCGACAACAUCAAGUACCAGCCAGGAGGCGGGAAGGUCUCCUCCACCCCGAACAACAAGACAUCUGACCCCGCCACCCCCGCCGCCAAGGCCAGAGUUCAGAUAGUGCACAAAAAGCUGGACUUCAGCCACGUCACCUCCCGCUGUGGCUCCAAGGACAAUAUCAAACAUGUCCCUGGAGGUGGCAAUGUGCAAAUCUUGAAUAAGAAGGUUGACCUGAGCAAGGUGACCUCAAAAUGUGGCUCCAAGGACAACAUCAAACAUAAGCCAGGCGGUGGUGACGUGAAGAUCGAAUCCCACAAGGUCAACAUCAAGGCCAAGUCUAAGAUCGGAUCCCUGGACAACGUGGGACCAGGCAGCGAGCAGACAAAUGGACACAAGGAGGAAAAAACAGGAGAGAAGACAUCUUCCCCCGCAAGUGGCGCUCCACAACAAACAACUGCACCGGCAAGCGUUGCUAAGGAGAACGGCAUGAAGGAGCCCACACCUUCUCCUUUCGGAGGGGACGGUCUAAAGGAGCCCCUUAGCAUAGACAAACGCAUCGCUGAGAAAAACUGAGUCCCUGUGAGCUCCAGAUAGUGGUGGGACAUGCAUGACGCUCACUGACCUGCCAAUCAACUGACCAACAAAAUUACCACGGCACAGUCACUUCCCUCUGGCCCGGCCCUUCACCUCACCCACUGCAGCAUCGAAUCAACCGACUGCCUCUCAGUCUUUCUAUGAGGUCCGCCUGCCAGUGUCCUCCUACCGACCCUGAUCUUUGACCUCUAAAAGCACCCGAGCUGACAUUUUUCCCCGUAACCUACAAAGAAGACCACUUGUUGUUUGUCUACACAGCUCUUUGUGGGGUUCCACCAGCUUAAUAUCUUGUAACCACAGAUAUAGUUAAGUUUUACCCCUGUUCACAAAAUCUAACAACCCAGACACAGAAAAUACCCGUAAGCAGAGUCACCUACUUCAAAUAUUGUUCAACCUAUGAGUCUCAGUGCUGACUUUUCUCUGAUCUCUUUGAAAAGCCUUCACCUUCCAAAACUCCACUGAUGUUCUAACCGUGUCAGUAGAACUGUACUUCACUUCCAGUUCUGUCCUUCAGAUGUCACUACGUCUCAUCUAAUCAUUCUUAUUGGUAUUCAACAGCUCACACUAUUUAACCACACUCAUAUGGUUAAUAUGGUUUAUUCAGUGAAAAAAAUAACUGCAGUAAUGUUUUUAACUCCGUAUUAAAAUUUUCCUGAUAGACUUGGUAGAAGUGGUUGCAGAGUACACCAUGGAGUUUUAAUCGACUUAGAGGUGUUCAAAAUAAAGUUCAAAAGCUUAUCUAGUGUAUUUUUGUCAGACGUAGGCGGCACAUUAGGAUGAGAGAAGCACCAAGAAACCAGCUUAUGACCAGAAUCAACCUGUUUUUUCAUUUUGAUUGUCCACAAUAAGUCGGAAAGUUAAAAAAUGGAUAUUUUUCGCGAACAUACCAUAUUUAACAACUUUCUUCAGUGUCAAUCUUUUUACUCAGAGAAGAAAUCUUAAAGUUAGCUAUUUUCACUAGUGAGAUGUUUGAAACUGUAGUCAGAGGGAUGUGGGAAGCUCUUUAAAGGGAAUCUAUAUUUUCUAUGACAUGCCAAGAUGUGUCUGCGUGUUAUUCAGGUUGCGAGAGAGUGAUACUUUUCAAGUAGAUAACAGUAAGGCCGAACAUAUGUAUUCAUAGUUGCCGUGUUUUAUUCUUUCAAGCUUUCAAACUCGCUCUUUCAGUUAGACAUUAGAAAAUGUGAUUACCUCAAAGUAAUGUUAAAAGAGGAAGGAUGGAGAAUGUUUGAAGCUUCUCUGAGUGGUCUUGGCUUUAAAUUGAUGAUACUGUUGUAAGUUAGGGUUGUAACAGGAAGACCUAGUCCCUUUGAUUGUUACUUUAUGUUGCUUCCUUUUAAAUCAACAAACAUAAAGGAAUUGGCACACUGUGUACUUCCUUUAACAGUAAUUGCAGACAGUAUCUAUCAUCUGGUUAUGGAAAAUGACCUGGCAGAAUUGAUGUUAUGAUCUAGAAAACAAAGAUCAGAAGCUUUUCCAGUGGCUGUCACAAGCAUGUGUUAACCGCAAAUACGCAAUAUUUAGAAUAAUUCUUGUGCCAAGUUGUACACAAAUAUGAGUACUAAACAGUCUGGAUAUAAUGCUUAUGAAGAUGCAGCAAUCUUUAGUUAACAGUUUGUUUUUUUUACCGUAUUAAGCAUUUAAUUGAGGUUGGUCUUGCUUGGUACAUUUGAAAAGGCAAAAAAAAAAAGAAAAACAGAUCUCCCACACCAGACUCAUUUAAGCACUUCCAGACAUUCAGACAUAUACAGUAUAUUACUCUGUUCAACACAUCUUUCUGCCUUUCUACUCAUGACGUUAACCUUUUUAUAGUCCACCACACUUUUCUGCACUCCUGCAACCCCUGUGAGACAGCUGCUACUCUGAGACUUGUCUGGUCUACAAUCAUUAGAGAAAAGCAGGCAUAGGGUCCCUUUUUUUCCUUAUGAAUCUGUUGCCCCUCCUGGUUAUGUGCAUCACCAGAUUUGAGGGUUGAAAGCCCUCACUGUAGGCAAUGAACCACUAACACACUCGCAUAUACUGUAUAUCUAUAGGACAAGCUCACACACACAUACACAUCGGUGUGCCUGAGCGCCGAACAGUCACACACUAAAAGCCACCACUUUGUGGUUGGGUAGUUCACACUAACAUGCUAAUAUUGUUGCAACAAUGGUUUGUUUCAUUGUCAUUGUUGCAUAUUUUCCACACUGGCUUCCCAUGUUGCAGUGUCUCUGUAUCUCUUUCCUCUUCCUGUGUCUUUCUCCAGCUUUCUGACAGCAAUACAGUAACAUUAUAAAUGAAGGCUUCUUGUCACCUGUGCAUUUACGUGACACAAAGACAGAAAGAGGACAGAGAACGGCUGAAGUGAACAGAAGUCCAGAGAUAGGAGACAGUUAAUCUAUAGGAAGAGCUGCCACUCAUGGGGAAUAAUAACAUAGCAUUCAUGUUUAAAACUUUAUGGUCAUUUAGGGGUUUUCCUCUACACAAUAAAAUCCCACCGCUUACAGUGAGACUCAGAGGAGCAGAUCGUUAGGCUUCACGUUUUCUGCUGCUCUUCUUAGCACAUAUUUUACCCUGACAUUUGUAUUGUAAAUAGAUGACAAAAAAAAAGUUUUUUGUUACGUUUUUUUUUUUUUGUGCAGCAUGUUUGAUUUACGUUGGAUGCCGUUUAAAUAUACAGAAUGUUCUUAAAUCAUACAACGCUGGACAGCAGGAACUGCCCAGCUCUAAAAUGCAACAGUAUUUUAGUUAAGCAGAUCCCAGAACAGCUUGUAUAUUUGAAGUUUUCUUUCUAAAAUACUUUUCAUUUUAAAACUAGGAGAAGCUAAAAGCAGUUUUGUUCACAUCGCCACAUUUAUUAUACACAUGCAUUGAUGCUUUUUGGAGCAGCUGGCUGGGUUGUUUUAAACAUAUUCCCUUAAAGUAAAUUGCUGUACAUUAUUUCUAGUGCAGGCUCCCCUCGACACUGUGAUGUGGCUUUGAUUUAGGCCAAAACAUUUCCAAAAUGUGCUACGCGUCACAAAUCGAACAUGAGCAGGCUGUGUCCUUCCUGCUCACAGUGAUUUCAAGGUUGGGAUGGUCUCUGGUGAAUACACUGAGGGAUUUGCGACAUCUCUGUGGCGUACUGUAGUUGUCAGAUGUGUGAAGUGUUACUACUGCAUUCAUCCUGUAGAGAGCGCUGCUUAGCCUCUUGAACACUGAUAGUCUGGCUCUGUGACUUUACAAAAAAAGCUAACUGACAAACAUCCCCCACCAGAUUCCCCUAUACUGUACUUAUUUAAGCUAGCGCUCUGUUAUUGUGUCUGGAACACUAAAUAUUAUCAGCACCACAUGGCUCGUGUAAAGAACCCUUACAGGGAAAAAAAAAAAGGUUUUGUGCACUUUGAACACAGUCUUGUUCAUUUCUUGAUGCACUCAAGUGAUAUAACUGUACUCAAGUUGCUUUACUGUAUAUUGGUAAAAUCUUGUCAGCUGUGUACUGUACGUCUGUGCUUCUGGGAACAAAACCGUCUUGGUAGUUUAGUGAAACUUACGGUGAUCAAAGAGCAAGUGAUCAAAUAGUCAACAGUUAAGUCUAGAAAACUUACGAACAACAUAUAGGCGUAUUUAUUAUCGUAUCGUUCCUUCCAAACAAAUCCCUCGAGUUGCCUGAAAGCAACACACGUCACAUGACACAUGCGUGGAUCAUAUGUGAAAAUAAUAAUAAUGUGAACCUUUCUUUUGUUUUGUUUUGUUUUUUUUUUCUUUGCAGGCAGAAUAACUGAAAUAUCAAAGCACUUUGAUAGAUGUAGGUGCUGGACUGUGUAUAGAGGAAUAGGAGAAAGUUGUAGUCUUGUUGUGUCUCAGUAGCUCAUUGAAAGAGUGCGCCGUCAUAUGAGGAGAUGAGCUGCUGUUUGGUGGAUUUUAGUGGAACUUGGGUUAUCGAUGUUGUGCUGCUGGCUUUGAUAGUCAAACACUCAGCUCUCCAGGCUGCCCCGAUGAUAUUCUUGUCGACAUUCUCCGGGAUUUACAUUCUGGCCAAACUGCAAGGUCACAUUUACUGAAUGGAAUCGUAUAUUUUUUAUCUUCUGCUCAAAAGGCUCAAUGAACUUUGUGCCACCUUUCUUUAAUAUAGUUUACACUAGGAUAGACGUAACAACAAGACGGGUUAACAAAAUGUAAGUUAUUAGCAGAAGAUAGUAGCUUUCAAACUUUAUUUACAUGCAUAAAAACUGUAAAUUCUACGUUUUCCAUGUCCUGCCAAACUGACAGACAUGUUCAAAAAGUUGUGCACCAACACUUGGACUCAAGUUUGGUUUGUUUGUAAUGGAAAAAUAAAAAAAAAUUUUGUUUUUUGUUAAUCUAAUGUAUUAGCACAACGUGACUGGUUUAAGGGUACAGUCAAUAUGCAUUUAAUAUGACUGCCUUACAUUUAAUGUUUGGCAAUAGUUGCACUUUAAGAAAAACUGUUUAUCUAAAAUCUUUUAUAAACAGAGUACUGCAAUCACUUUUAAUUAACAUGUUGCUAUAAUGUUUAAAAGUGCAAAAUGUAAGAAAUACAUUGUUAUUAGCUUACAAGCUAAUACAACUUAGCCUGGUUACCAAGUCUCUACCAAAUUCAAACAUUUUCUUCCUUAUUUACAUUAACUUUGUUUUGACUGAUAACGUAAGAAAUUGUUCAAUAAAUGACUUGGUCAAAUCAAGGGAAAUUGGGAAUAUAAAAUCAAUAUUUUUCAAAAGCAGGAGUGUUUUCGUCAUAUUCUCUUUUAUUAAAUAAAUAAUCUCUACAUAUUUAUUGCACCAGACCACUAAAAAUCUAAUUCUACAUAAUACUUAUUUGUAAUGUACAGCUUUCAAACUGAUGUUAUUAUUGCCAAAAUCUACAGUUGAGGUGAUCAGUAAUGGACCAUUAAAUCUACCAAGAUUAUAAAGAUUUAAUAGAAUUGCAUUACUUAUUAUUCAGUACAGCAUCAUUUAGUGAAAGAUGAUAUGGGAAGAAGUUAAUGUUGCUUUGCAGCUUGGACAAAAGGUAAUAACCGGAUUCACUCUAAUAUCAACUCACAAUGGUUCCGAGUAGCCUUUUAACAACACCCUUCCACUAGUAUCUCACACUGUCCCUUGUACAUAAUCAACACUGUGUUUUUAUCACCCCAGAAGUAUUUAAUUAAAGUUAAAAACAACAGAAAAAUGCAAAAAAAAUCUUACGUUUUAACGGGAUGUUGUGGAUGUUGCCAGUUGAACAUACCUGUUCAUGUAAACCUGCAACAGCUUAGCUCAAUAAAAGUGUUAUUGUAUGGGUGAAAGCAUAAGUAAGGAAACAUACUUUUUUUCCUUUUUCAGAGUCUGCCUUUUUUCUCCAAGAAAAGGGCUGAUGAAGUUUCAAGAAUGUUUUUUAAAAUGUGUUCAACACAUCUGAAUACAUGUGUGAGGUUGUCUCUGUUCUGUUUUCAGAAGAUCGAUUAAACACGACGACACUAAUUACUGGUUUCAGGAAGUAGUGACGUAAUCGGUGUGAAAUGCACCGACGCGUACUGGCCUGAUCUGUCUGAUGUCUACCACAACAGAGUGAGAGUAAUGAAAACCAAACUUUGUGUUUUGGCAUGUAGUAUGGACUCAUGUCCUGUAUUAGACCUCCCCUGAACUAACACAGUGACAUAACUACCAACACAGGACAUAGUUAGGGCAAGUCUUGGACCAAAUUGUUUCAUCACCGUCAACAGAAUUAUGAAGAAAUCUAAAGCUAAAGUCCACGUUAAAAAAAAAAAUUAGAGGUGAAAUUAACAUGUAGUAUAACUGAAUACGUAGUGUGUUGGUAGAUAUGUACCUGGAGCCCCAACCUGUCUCAGUCCUACAGAGGUUUGUCAACACUCCAGUACUGAAAAAGAAGCUGAUUGUUUUAUCUUUUAUUCCACUCACAGCAACCACUGGCUGGCUGCUCAGUAAAACCAAAAAUCUGAUUAAACAUCAAAAGUAGAGGUUUCACUUCACACUAAAAGCUGUGCUUCGGUCCCCUGCUCAUCCUUAGAAACCAACCACAGACUUAAUAUUUUUCAACAGCAGACAAAGGAGCCUUCCUUUCAGUACUGCCGAGUGGACACUCUGUAGCGUGUGCUGUAUUAUUGUUUAGAGCACAACACCGUUGCAAGAGCAUGCAGGAGACAACAAACCAACAGUUGGUUGUUAGAAGCAUCCGUCCCAUUAGAUAGCUCUCAUCUCCCCCUUCAAUUCUGAAUAUUUGGUAUGAAAGAGAUGUUCAUUGUGUUUAAUUGUUAACUAGUGAUGUGAAUAUUAAUCAUAAAAUAAAAAAGAUGGGCAAGAAAA